Rangifer tarandus platyrhynchus (Svalbard reindeer) is the source of this 252-nucleotide messenger RNA. The record is from the annotation of a GenBank genome assembly. Lineage: Eukaryota; Metazoa; Chordata; Mammalia; Artiodactyla; Cervidae.
AUGAAGCGGCUGUCCUCGGCGUUGAUUUCAGCGCAGGCGUUUAACACGUCUCCAGCCAACGGCACGCACACCUACUGUGAGCCGGGCCACGCCGUCGCCGAAGGCGGCAAACCCGCCCCUGGAGGUGAAGAUGUGCGGGACCCGGGCGGUGCGCGCCGUCGGGAUGCUUGUCUGCCGUGGGCGCCGCACGCCAUCCAGGCAUCUACCUGUGAUGCGCUCUUGCUGGCCCGCCCUGCUCCACCGUGGGUGUGA